Aspergillus piperis CBS 112811 is the source of this 623-nucleotide messenger RNA. RefSeq lists its product as uncharacterized. Lineage: Eukaryota; Fungi; Ascomycota; Eurotiomycetes; Eurotiales; Aspergillaceae. Bases 32 to 367 code for a protein of 111 amino acids. The record is from RefSeq and is a predicted model, not a curated record. The transcript has a single exon.
GCACAGUCAAACUUUCCAUAGUAGAUACUGCAUGUUGAUGGCAAGGAUCGAUGGGAUGCAAGCCGCUGGGUCCACUGGCGUCACCCCUUGCUCCAGACCCACAAGCAUAGUCGGCUCCGGCACGAGUGAGGGUCAGGGAUCUACAUCCCCGGAUUCUUUAUCCUUGGAAGCCUGCAGCACUGGCUAUUAUGUUGAUUUUGUUUGUAUAGUGCAUCGGCGCGCAAAAUGUAGACGUGAUUGGCGCUCUGAAGACGGAGUUGGCAUACACAUCGGCGUGUCUCCUGAUAGCUAUAAGCUGGAGAUAUGUGGUUAUCUCAAAGUUUCCAAGGCUUCAAAGCUUUUUCCGCUGCAUCAAAAUCUACUUUGAGCUUUGGUGUCUCUUAACGAGCCCGUAAAUUAAAGGGGAUAGUAAGAAUGCAGUUGGGCAAGUCAAGGUACAGGUCGAGAGACAGAAUGCUCGGCUGCCUUGUUCCCGUGCCAAGAUAGACACCUGGGAUCAUGACACAAGGAAAAUUCAAUCUGUCUUAACAAUAAACAAACAAGAUAGACUGACCCACGUCAAAUUUUAAUACAUAUAACCGACAUUCUCGGUCCUGGGUAGCGGAAUGAGCGAGGACCUUGAA